Parasteatoda tepidariorum (common house spider) is the source of this 3362-nucleotide messenger RNA. RefSeq names its product staphylococcal nuclease domain-containing protein 1. Gene Ontology annotation, biological process: regulatory ncRNA-mediated gene silencing; mRNA catabolic process. NCBI's taxonomy places the organism in Eukaryota, Metazoa, Arthropoda, Arachnida, Araneae, Theridiidae. Gene Ontology annotation, cellular component: RNAi effector complex; cytosol; nucleus. The record is from RefSeq and is a predicted model, not a curated record. Gene Ontology annotation, molecular function: RNA binding; nuclease activity.
AAAGCUUUUAAGCUUCUACUUUCACUUAUACUUGUUUACGGUUACGCCACAUCAUCUCGUCUGCUAUCGUGUUUGAUUUGGUUGUUAUCAAAAAUUUUAAACGUUGGCACAAAAGUGUCUCUCUCAUUCCACAUUGUUUUUGAUUAAACUGUCGAAGCAGCUUAAAGAACAAAUAGUGUCAUCGCUUUCUAUAGUUCAUAAAUAAAAUGUUAUUGUUAUUUUAAAUAAAAUAUUUUACUUUUAUUGUAAGUAAAUUUCAAUCUUACAAUCAGCAGUUCUUCCAUAUUGAGUGAAAUUCAAUAUUUAUUGAAUUACUUCUCUAAAAAACUUUAAGGUUUUCAUCAUGACAACGCAGCAGUCUGUUCCGAUUCAAACUGGCUAUGGUAUUGUGAAGCAGGUAAUAUCUGGAGAUACUAUAGUCCUUAAAGGUCAGCCGAAAAGAAGUGGACCACCUGAUGAAAUAACUAUUAUUUUAACUGGCAUUCAAGCGGGAAAAUUAGCCAGGCGACCGACAACCACAGCAGAGAGCACAAAAGAUGAGCCAUAUGCGUGGGAAGCUAGAGAAUUCUUACGCCAAAAAUUAGUAGGCAAGAGAGUUUUCUUUACUUUUGAGAAAGCAAAAGGUGGUGAAAAGUCUUCCACUGGUGGUGCAAGAGAAUAUGGCAUUGUAUAUAAUGGGACAGAUGCCAAUUCUGAAAAUGUUGCUGAAUCUUUAAUUAGUGAAGGUCUUGCAAGUGUGCGAUCAGCAGCAUCAAGAAGUAAUGAAUACAUCCAGAAACUAAGAGACCUUGAGGAAAUUGCAAAAACUUCUGCCAAAGGUAAACAUGGGCCAAAUGCUGCAGAGCAUGUUAGAGAUAUCAGAUGGUCUAUUGAUAAUCCACAACUUUUUAAAGAUACUUAUCACCAAAAGCCUCUAAAAGCUGUUGUAGAACAUGUUGUUGAUGGUAGUACUGUUAGAGUGCUUUUAUAUUCAAACGAAUUUCCAGAAUAUUAUUAUAUUAAGCUGAUGUUGUCUGGGAUAAGAUGUAAUGGCUUUCCCGGUGAUGAUUCCAAUAAGCCUCCUGAACCUUUUGCUGAGGAAGCAAAAUAUUUUAUUGAAUCCCGUUUAUUGCAAAGAGAUGUUGAAGUUUUGUUGGAGAGUGUUUCUAAUAAAAAUUUUCUAGGCACAAUACUUCACCCAAAAGGGAAUAUAACAGAGUUACUAUUAACUGAAGGAUAUGCUAAAUGUGUAGAUUGGAGUCUUCAAUGUGUCACAUCUGGAAUUGAAAAACUGAGAGCUGCUGAAAAGCUUGCAAAAGAACGGCGCCUUAGAAUAUGGAAAGAAUAUGCUCCUAGUGGACCUGUCAUUGAUGCAAAAGAAAAGGAAUUUCAGGGAAAAGUAGUUGAAAUUAUGAAUGCAGAUGCUAUGAAUGUAAAGUUAGCAGAUGCAUCUGUAAAAAAAAUAUUUCUUGCCAGCAUACGUCCUCCUAGAUUUCCGGAAAAUGCAUCAGAGACUCCCAAAACGAAAUCAAAACCUUUAUAUGAUGUUCCUUACAUGUUUGAAGCUCGGGAAUUUCUUCGUAAGAAAUUGAUCGGGAAAAAAGUAAAUGUUACUAUUGAUUAUAAGCAGCCUGCCAACAAUAAUUUUCCUGAAAAAACAUGUUGUACUGUAACUAUUGGAGGAAUCAAUGUGGCUGAAGCAUUAGUCAGUAAAGGUUUGGCAACUGUUGUUAGAUACAGAGCAGAUGAUGAUCAACGAUCUGCUCAUUAUGAUGAGCUUCUUUCUGCAGAAACAAAAGCUGUAAAAUCUGGAAAAGGCUUGCAUAGUAAAAAAGAGGCUCCUGUUCUACGAAUUGUUGAUUUAUCGGGUGAUCUAAAACUGUCCAAACAAUAUUUUCCUUUAAUUCAAAGAGCAGGACGAACUGAAGCUCUAGUUGAAUUUGUUGCAAGUGGAUCUAGACUCCGUUUAUUUUUGCCCCGUCAAAAUUACCUUAUAACAUUUUUGCUUGGAGGUAUUAGUUGUGCUCGAGCUUCUCGUGAUAAUGGACUUACACCUGGUGAACCCUUUGGAGAUGAAGCCUUAGCAUAUACUAAAGAUCUUUGUCUUCAGAAGGAGGUCCAAAUUGAAGCAGAAUCAAUGGACAAAGGAGGAAAUUUUAUUGGAUGGUUGUGGAUAGAUAAUGUUAAUUUGUCUGAAGCUCUUGUUCAAGAAGGAUUCGCUGAAGUUUUUGCGACUGCCUCAAGAAGUCCUUACUAUAGAGCUUUGCAAGCUGCACAGGAAGAUGCACAGAAGAAGAAAUUGAGGCGUUGGGAAAAAUUUGAACCUGUUCAACCUGAGUUGAAAGAAGACAAAUCAGAUAGAAUUGUUAAUUUCAAACUUGUGACUAUAACAGAAACAAAAGAUGAUGCUGCAGAUUUAUCAUUUUAUGCUCAACAUUUUGAUGAAGGUCCAAAGUUAGAUGAACUAAUGAAUGAAUUAAGGGAAGAAUUCGAAAGCAGUCCUCCAUAUCCUGGUAACUAUGUGCCUACCAAGAAUGAUAUAUGUGCCGCAAAAUAUUCUGCCGAUAAUCAGUGGUAUCGUGCUCGAAUUCUUAAAAAUGCUAAAGAUGGUGUUUUAGUUUCUUUCAUCGAUUUUGGAAAUAAAGAAGUCCUACUUCCAGCAAAAUUAGCUGCAUUACCUGCCAAAUAUAAAUCUCUUCCACCAUGUGCCCAUGAGUAUGCUUUAGCAUUUGUGAAGCUUCCAAAAGAUGUUGAAAGUGCAAGUGAUGCUAGAGCUGCAUUUUUCGACGAAACUGUUCAGCAUAGUAGCCUAAGGUUAAAUAUUGAAUAUAAAAAUGGUUCCUUGUCCCAUGUUACUCUUUUAACUACUGAUGAGAAAGAAGACAUUGGGAAAAAAUUGGUAGAAAAAGGAUAUGCUCUUGUUGAUAGAAGACCUGAGAAAAAGUUCUACAAACUUAUAAGUGAAUAUUUGUCUGCUCAAGAAACAGCAAAGAAAAAUAGGGCUAAUCUAUGGGUUUAUGGUGAUAUAACAGAAGAUGAUGCAAAGGAAUUUGGGUGAAAUGUUUUUUCAUCACUAAUGUACUGUCCAAGAAAAGAACAUGGUCCAGAUAUAAUCACUGUGAUCGUUGUGCCUAAAUAUUUCAGAGUAAUUUGUAUGAAUGAAUUUCUGAUUAAAUUGUUAAAUGAAUGAAUUACAAGAACCAUUAUUGAAUUUUUUUAAACAAAAACUGAGGGACUCAAGAUUUUUAAAAUUUAAUUACCAAAAAUGAAUUUAUUCUGUUAUUUUAAAUUAAAAGAUGGCAGUGCUUUAUUCAUGGAAAAAACCAUGAUUUGACAGUGUAAAAAUAUCUAUGUUUUACAAUAAAACUUUAAAAAAAAAAGGA